Molecule: messenger RNA, 1326 nt
Organism: Schistosoma intercalatum
Lineage: Eukaryota; Metazoa; Platyhelminthes; Trematoda; Strigeidida; Schistosomatidae
Source: the annotation of a GenBank genome assembly
AUGACUAAUAAGCUAUUACCAUUCGAUUCUCGUCAAAUAAUAUGUGAGCUAAAAGAAUAUAAUAUUCAAUUGAAAUUAUUAAUAUUACGAUUAAAUGGUUGUCUGUUCGUUUGGUUAGGUAAUGAAGAGAGCAAAUUGUCCGGUUUAUCUGUAUGUCUGCCUUCACAAAUAUCACCAUCUGAUCAACAUAGUGCUACAAUCUAUUCAGUAACUGGUACAUCACGAAAUCCAUUUAGUGAAUAUGAAGAAAAUUUAUCAUAUUUUGGAAUUGAUGUAGCAAUUUCUAGAAAGUUGAAUAGUAGAUAUGAUCCAGAUGCAGAACGUCAAGUGAUGGGAUGGAUACAACAAUUAACUGGACAAAAUAUUCCUCUUGGACGUGAAAAUGUUCAAAGAACAUUAAAAAAUGGUCAAAUACUUGUUGAACUUAUCAAUGCUGUAUAUGAACGUACACCGAAUUUACCACCAAAAGCUCAAACAAUACGUAGACCAAUAAAUGCAAACACAGGAACUGCACCAUUUAAACAAAUGGAGAAUAUUCAACGAUUUCUUGAUUUAUCCGAAGCAUAUGGUGUACCACGUGAAUGUUUAUUUCAAACUGUUGAUUUAUUUGAAGCAAGAAACAUGGCACAAGUAUUAGCUACUCUAUUACAAUUAGGAACUGAAUGUCAACGUAAUGGAUUUCAAGGUCCUGUUUGUGGACCAAAACCUACUUAUUCACAACCACGUCAAUGGACAGAAGAGAAAUUACGUGCUGGUGAAGGGAUUAUUGGUUUACAAGCUGGAACAAAUAAAUUAGCAUCACAAAAAGGAAUGUCAUUUGGUGCUCAACGUCAUAUUGCUGAUAUACGAUGUGAUGAUAUGACACCAGAAGGUGCUGCUGUUUUAAGCUUACAAAUGGGUACAAAUAAAUUUGCAUCACAAAAAGGUAUGAGUUUCAGUAAUCAACGUCAUAUUGCCGAUAUAAAAUGUGAUGAUCUAUCACAAGAAGGUAAAUCUGUAAUAAAUUUACAAAUGGGCACAAAUCAAUUUGCUUCACAAAAGGGUAUGCGAAUUGGCAGUAGUCGUCAUAUUGCUGAUAUCCGUUGUGAUGAUAUAUCAAAAGAAGGUCAAAAUGUUAUCAGUUUACAAUAUGGUACUAAUAAAUUAGCUAGUCAAAAAGGUAUGCGUAUGGGUGGUCAACGUCAUAUUGCCGAUAUACGUUGUGAUAAUUUAUCUGCAGAUGGAGCAUCUGUUAUUGGUUUACAAAUGGGUUUACCACAAAAUCAAGUUGCAUCACAAGCUGGUAUGUCAUUCGGUGCUCAUCGACAUAUUAAUGAUUCACAUUAA